Messenger RNA from Brassica oleracea var. oleracea, 822 nucleotides. RefSeq lists its product as uncharacterized. The coding region runs from base 91 to 483 and encodes 130 amino acids. The transcript has a single exon. NCBI's taxonomy places the organism in Eukaryota, Viridiplantae, Streptophyta, Magnoliopsida, Brassicales, Brassicaceae. The record is from RefSeq and is a predicted model, not a curated record. Gene Ontology annotation, biological process: mRNA processing.
UGAAGGUUUGGGACUACAAAACCCCCUUUGAAUCUGCUGUCGGCUUCGCUCGUCACUUUCAUCAUUUCUAGGUUUUUUUUUCAAUCUGAAAUGGCGAAUCUUAUGCACCGAUUUCUCAGGAAUCAAUCCUGUUUAAGAGCGAUUCCGAGGCUCACUCCCAGCCUUAUACCACAUCAGAAGCCUUGCAUCGUCGAGUCUGUAUCUGAAGAGUCCGAUCCAGUUUCUCUUGCUAAUCCCGUGAUUACGGUCUCUGCUUUUAAACCCGAUGAACCUCUGCGGUUUUACCCUAGUUUUCCAAUCGGGUACGGAUUUAACCCGACUAUGGUUCAUGGUGCGGGUCUAAUCGAUAUCGUGCCGUUCACGGAGGCGGUGGUGGAGGAGGAGGUGGUGAUUUACGCUGAUAGUGUGAAGAAGAAGAGGAAGAAGAAGAUGAACAAGCAUAAGUACAGGAAACUCAGGAAGACUCAAGGUCGCAAAUCUUAAGAGCUUCUUUGCUCGCUCGAUUCCUUCUUUUCUGGAAACAUAUUUGUUUUGAAUUAGAUCGAUAAUGUUACAAAAUAUCGUUGAAUCUGUUUCUGCAUUUCCCGUUAAAGUUCACCGAUUUCCACACAGUUGCAAUGUUUGUUCUAUGUUGUAGCUUCAACGAUUUGAAUCUUCAGGACUUGUAAUUGUGUUUCAAAGUUGGUUGCCAUUAGCCAAGUGAGUUUGCUUGCUUCAAAGUUCGUGUCUUUUUUUUUUUUUCUUCUUGUACUGGUUUCUUCUGGAGGUCUUUCCCUAAUCAGAAACCCUGAGAUUUAUAUAGCUCUUUAGUUUGUGAUUGUA